Messenger RNA from Tarenaya hassleriana, 1163 nucleotides. RefSeq lists its product as uncharacterized. Bases 145 to 867 code for a protein of 240 amino acids. The record is from RefSeq and is a predicted model, not a curated record. The transcript has a single exon. Lineage: Eukaryota; Viridiplantae; Streptophyta; Magnoliopsida; Brassicales; Cleomaceae.
CCGUUUGAAUUUGUCUCGACUCACAACUUUUUUGUCACCGGCGGCCGAGUGACGUUUUUCUUCUGAAAGAAAAGAAACCGUUUCUGCGACGACGAUCGGCGACUGGGACUCCGACAGUCGAAGUUGCCGCCGGAAAGGUGACGGAUGGAGAAUACGGACAGUCAGAUUAGUAGUCCCCAGAUCCUGGGAAUCUGGGAUUUCCAUCCGUUGGAUCCCACCACAAUCGUCAUGGUGUCGCCUCCCUCUUCGCCUGAGCCGGUAUUUCCGGCCGAAGAUGACGAUUCUUUUCCGGAAUCUGUGGCCAUGGAAACGGGGAACGAGCCUUGUUCCGCGGAAUUGGACGGAAUCUCUCUGCUGGAGAGAGCCACUGGGUCGAAAUCGCCGCCCUCGGCCAUCGGAAAAGCAAGGGUUUCUGACAAGGAAAGGGCCGGACCGCUCGGGUGUCCGCAAAAGGGAGAAGCUUCGUCGGAAAACGUCAGGCUUACCUCGGGGAAGCAACCCGCAGUAUCAGAAUCGCCGUCGUCGUCGGCGAGAGGAGAGGCUAGGGUUCCGGGAAAUCUACCAACUUCCACCGGAAACGUUGGCGUCUCGGCGGUGAAGGAACCUAACACGGCGGAAGCCGACAGACCGAGGCGGAUCUUGCCGCCGACGAUAGCUGCGUCGGAGGAAUGGGGCGGUGGGAAAUGGAAAGAGGACUGGAGGACGAAGAGGAGGAAGAUCGAUGAGAAAGCUGAUUCAACGUUUCUCAAAGAAGUCAUUGAAGCUCUUGCCCGAAACUCUGGUGAGGCCGAGGAGGACGAAGAAAACAUGGAAAGCUUUAGCUACGUGGAGAUUUUGCAAUCAAUGGGCAUAAAGUUUCCACAGUAAGAUGAUAAGCCAUUCUAUCGGGUGUAUGUGAGCAGGAUCACGUGAAGGCCGGCUGCUGAGAAGAAGCAGGAAGCAAUUAUUAAUCAAAUACCUUUUGCAUGUAUGUUGGGAUGUUGGGCUUUUGUGCCAGGUCAGCUAAACUUGUCGCUGAACCUUGGUUGUAAUUAUCAGAACUGCUUUUGGGAAGGGUAUGCUUUGUUCUUGAAUCUUUUGUAAGAUGAGAAAGAGGGAGAGUAACCUCUUGACAGGAUUGUAUUUCCUGUUUUUUCUGAAAUACAUUUUGGUAUUUAAAAGUA